Molecule: messenger RNA, 606 nt
Organism: Moneuplotes crassus
Lineage: Eukaryota; Ciliophora; Spirotrichea; Euplotida; Euplotidae
Source: the annotation of a GenBank genome assembly
AUGGAUUCAAGCGAACUAGAAGAUAUAGACCCUCUCAGUGGCUUUGGAAGCUAUGCAGCUGACUACAAGCCUAAAGACAAAGACACUCUGUUCUGAUUUCAAAGACACCAGGACUUUUACCUUAAAGGCCAAUUCAUUCUGAUAUCUUUUGAAAAUGACGUUGAGCAGUUAGCUCGAAUUCAGGGGCUUGAAGUCGAGAAAUUAGAAGACGAGGUAAAACCUGUAGGCAUCAGAGUUCAGAUGUGGAUCCAGUAUAGUGACCUUGACGAUAGCUUAUUGUCAUUACCCCAUUGGACAGAAGGAUACCUUCAUUAUCAAUGAUGUUCACUGAAUAAUGAAAUUACAGUUCCUUUCAACACUGUGUUUAGGAAAUGAAUAGUGCUUCCAAUAUGAGAAGAGGAGAUUUCUCUGUACGACCAAAAGUCAAUUUUCUUCAUUCGUCAGGGUUAUCACAGCAACAAGUAUGUGUGUGUUGACUUGCCUAAUUGCCGGCUGGAUGAGUACUACCAAGAGUAUCGUGAGGAGCUGAAGGAGAUUUCCAAGACUUCGUUCUGGAAUGUACUUUUCCCUUACCAGAUAGAGUCUACUGAUCAGAGUUAUGAUUAA